Messenger RNA from Sorghum bicolor (sorghum), 664 nucleotides. RefSeq lists its product as uncharacterized. Bases 1 to 333 code for a protein of 110 amino acids. Lineage: Eukaryota; Viridiplantae; Streptophyta; Magnoliopsida; Poales; Poaceae. The transcript has 3 exons. The record is from RefSeq and is a predicted model, not a curated record.
AUGGGAGCACUUAAAGAGAGACGCGCCGCGGCCAGUCGUUCCCGCGCGUGCGAGGAAAGCCAUCCAGUCGUCUCCGUCGCGCACAAGGCAAUCGGCUCGAUCGUCUUCGUGACGCACACACAAGGCAAUCGAUCAGGCUCGUCUCCCUCAACCGUGCAAGGCCAUCUGCGCGUCUCUGAUGUUUCAAGCACGUACGCACGGCCGGCCUUGGCCCCGACGGCUGCUGAUCAGAAGAAGAUAGGGUUCAUAUGUUCGCAGUCCGCUGUUGGUGAUGCUGACCCGAUGGGAGCAGGAGAUCUCCGACUUGAUGUAGGAGAUAGCCGGCCGGAUUAGCUGAUGGCCCCGUGCGAUGGACACAGGGACCGCACCGGCGUUCACCCUUCAAAGAAAAUGGCCGGCUUGAUGAACUAGAUGGCCGGCCGUACUAGUUGAUGCCCCCUGCGAUGAAGACAGAGUCUGCGCCGGCGUUGCCCUUCUCCACGUGAGGAGUCUCGCGGCGGCCAUGCUACGAGUCGUGGUAGUUGAUCCAGUUGGAUGUGGGUACCAAGCCAAAAUACUAAACUAUUGGAGAUACUAAAUUUUUUGACUUGCUAUAUGUUUUAGUCACUUGCCAAAUACCCAAAUUUACCAAGUUAUUUUUGCCAAACUAUUGGAGUUGCUCUAA